AUGUCGAGCGUGAAGCCGGUAUCAAUGCCGGGUUCGAUGUCUCUCUCGGACCGGGAACCACCCCCGGGUCACGGGCAUCAAGGAGCCACCGGCUCCGUUACCGGUGAAAGGAUGGUGACGGGCUCUGGCUCAAUGGUUCUGCCGGCUGGAAUGAUCAACCCGUCGGUUCCGAUCCGGAAUAUCAAGAUGAAAUUCGCCGUGCUUAUCGGUCUGAUCCAGGUCGGGGAGGUUAGCAACAGAGACAUUGUAGAGACGGUCCUCAAUCUGCUGGUGGGCGGUGAGUUUGACCUGGAGACCAACUUCAUCAUCCAGGACGCGGAGAGCAUCGGCUGCAUGGUGGAGCUGCUGGAGCACUGUCAGGAGACGUGCCAGGCGGAGAUCUGGAGCAUGUUCACCGCCAUCCUGCGCAAGAGCGUGCGCAACCUGCAGACCAGCACCGAGGUGGGCCUCAUCCAGCAGGUGCUGCUCAAGAUGAGCGCCGUCGACGACAUGAUCGCAGAUCUGCUGGUGGACAUGCUGGGAGUGCUGGCCAGCUACAGCAUCACAGUGAGAGAGCUAAAGCUGCUGUUCAGCAUGCUGCGCGGAGAGGGAGGCCUCUGGCCCCAGCAUGCCAUCAAGCUUCUGUCAGUGCUGAAUCAGAUGCCCCAGCGGCACGGUCCAGAUGCCUUCUUUAACUUCCCGGGACGAAGCGCUGCCGCAAUCGCUUUACCUCCUAUUGCUAAGUGGCCUUAUCAGAAUGGGUUCACUCUCAACACCUGGUUUCGCAUGGACCCCCUUAACAACAUCAACGUUGAUAAAGACAAACCCUAUCUUUACUGCUUCCGCACCAGCAAAGGCAUCGGCUACUCGGCUCACUUUGUGGGCAACUGCCUGAUCGUGACGUCCCUCAAGUCCAAAGGCAAGGGGUUCCAGCACUGCGUGAAGUACGACUUUCAGCCUCGCAAGUGGUACAUGGUGAGCAUCGUCCACAUCUAUAACCGCUGGCGCAACAGCGAGAUCCGUUGCUACGUCAACGGGCAGCUCGUCUCCUACGGCGACAUGGCCUGGCACGUCAACACCAACGAUAGCUAUGACAAGUGCUUCCUUGGUUCGUCCGAAACAGCGGAUGCCAACCGGGUGUUCUGUGGGCAGCUUGGAGCCAUCUAUGUGUUCAGCGAAGCUCUUAACCCAUCUCAGAUCUUCGCCAUUCAUCAGCUAGGUGCUGGAUAUAAGAGCACCUUCAAGUUUAAAUCGGAGAGUGACAUCCACCUGGCGGAGCACCACAAGCAGGUGCUGUACGACGGGAAGCUGGCCAGCAGCAUCUCCUUCACCUACAACGCCAAGGCCACCGACGCCCAGCUGUGCCUGGAGUCCUCGCCGCGGGAGAACCCCUCCAUCUUCGUGCACUCGCCCCACGCCCUCAUGCUGCAGGACGUGAAGGCCAUCGUGACCCACUCCAUCCACAGUGCCAUCCACUCCAUCGGGGGCAUCCAGGUGCUCUUCCCGCUCUUCUCCCAGCUGGACUACCACCAGCAGCACAGCGACAGCCAGGUGGACUCCACCGUCUGUGCCACCCUGCUGGCGUUCCUGGUGGAGCUGCUGAAGAGCUCCGUGGCCAUGCAGGAGCAGAUGCUGGGGGGGAAGGGCUUCCUGGUCAUCGGCUACCUGCUGGAGAAGUCCUCUCGCCUGCACAUCACCAGAGCGGUGCUGGAGCAGUUCCUGUCCUUCGCCAAGUACCUGGACGGCCUGGCCCAUGGGGCGCCCCUGCUCAAGCAGCUGUGUGACCACAUCCUCUUCAACUCGGCCAUCUGGAUACACACGCCGGCCAAGGUGCAGCUGUCUCUGUACACGUACCUGUCGUCAGAGUUCAUCGGCACGGCAACCAUCUACACCACCAUCCGGCGUGUGGGCACGGUGCUGCAGCUCAUGCACACGCUCAAGUACUACUACUGGGCCAGCAACCCCACCCACUCCAGCGGCAUCACCCCCAAAGGACUGGAUGGACCUCGGCCCUCACAAAAGGAGAUCAUAUCUCUGCGUGCGUUCAUGCUGUUGUUCCUCAAGCAGCUUAUCCUGAAGGACCGUGGGGUGAAGGAAGAUGAACUGCAGAGCAUCCUGAACUACCUGCUCACCAUGAACGAGGAUGAGAACAUCCACGACGUGCUGCAGCUCCUCGUGGCUCUGAUGUCCGAGCACCCGGCCUCUAUGAUCCCAGCCUUCGACCAGAGGAACGGCAUACGGGUCAUCUACAAGCUGCUGGCCUCCAAGAGCGAGGGCAUCCGGGUCCAGGCCCUCAAGGUCCUCGGCUACUUCCUGAAACACCUGGGCCACAAGAGGAAGGUGGAGAUCAUGCACACACACAGCCUCUUCACGUUGCUCGGAGAGAGGCUCAUGUUACACACCAACACCAUCACUGUGACGAUCUAUAACACCCUCUACGAGAUUCUGACAGAACAGGUGUGCACACAGGUAGUGCACAAGCCGCACCCUGACCCCGACUCCACAGUGAAGAUCCAGAACCCAAUGAUCCUGAAGGUGGUGGCUACGCUGCUGAAGAACUCCACCCCCAGCUCUGAGCUGAUGGAAGUGAGGCGGCUCUUCCUCUCCGACAUGAUCAAGCUCUUCAGCAACAGCCGCGAGAACAGGCGGUGCCUGUUGCAGUGUUCCGUGUGGCAGGACUGGAUGUUCUCCCUGGGUUACAUCAACCCCAAGACCUCCGAGGAGCAGAAGAUCAUGGAGAUGGUCUACAACAUCUUCCGCAUCCUCCUCUACCACGCCAUCAAGUACGAGUGGGGCGGCUGGCGCGUCUGGGUGGACACCCUCUCCAUUGCUCACUCCAAGGUGACCUACGAGGCCCAUAAGGAGUACCUGGCCAAGAUGUACGAGGAGUACCAGCGGCAGGAGGAGGAGAACAUCAAGAAGGGCCGCAAGGGGCUGGUCAGCACCAUCUCGGGCCUGUCCUCCGUGCCGACGGGCAUCAAAGGGGCCGCCUCGCUGGAGCUGGACGACACCUCGCAGACGCAGACCCCCGAGAGCGAGGCCGACUAUCCCGAGGGGGCCGAGGCGUCCCGGAACCCCCUGGCCGAGGGGAAGGACGGGGAGGAUGGGAUGGGGGAGGAGGGCGGUGCGGGAGGAGCGGUCGCGAGAGAGGGGGCGGCGGCGGCGGGGGUGCGGGUGGAGGUGCACGACCUGCUGGUGGACAUCAAGGCGGAGAAGGUGGAGGCCACGGAGGUGAAGCUGGAGGACAUGGACCUGUCGCCCGAGAGCACGCCGGCCGUCACCGCCGCCGGGGUGGACGCGCUGCUGGGCAACGCCUACUCGGCCGCCGUGGAGAAGCUCGGCGUGGGCGGCGUGCUGGUGCCCGAGGUGGGCGGCGGCGGCGCCAGGCCAGCGGAUGCCAACCUCGAAGGGAAGAACGCCGGCGGCGGCGGGCCUCUCAUCACCCUCGCCGACGACGGCAAAGACGGACUGGCGAAAGGCGCGACCCUUGCGGCCACCGCCGCCGUCGUCGCCCCCGCCUCGGCGUCUGGCAGCGGCUUCCUGUUCGGGGAGGUUGGCGCCUCGGGCGCGGACUCUAAGCUGCUGCCCGAGCUGGGCCCGCGGGAGCCGCGGGUGUGGACGGGCGCCAGCGACGACCGCGGCCUUCUGGCGCACAUGACGGGCGGCGGCGGGGGGAGCGCCGAGCUGGGCACCGCCCGCUGCGCCCUGGAGGAAGAGGCCGAGGAGGCCGAGUUCAAACUGGCGUCGUCGCUGACAGAUCCAAGUCCCGCCGCCGACAGAGACGCCAGCAUCGCCGGCAGGGGCGCCGCAGGGUUCGGCGAAGUCGCCGCGGAGACGGAGGGCGACGCGGCCGCCAAGGGGGCGGGGAGCUCGGCAGACGCUGGGAGCACAGCCUCGGACACGGAGAGGUCCGACGACGGCAAGGACAAGGAGGCCAAGAAGAUCCAGACCACCACCACCACACAGACCCUGCACGGCGGUCGCUCCGUGGUCCAGCUGGAGCGGGACCUGCGGGUGGACCUGGGCUUCCGCGGGAUGCCCAUGACGGAGGAGCAGCGGCGGCAGUUCAGCCCGGGCCCGCGCACCACCAUGUUCCGCAUCCCCGAGUUCAAGUGGUCGCCCAUGCACCAGCGCCUGCUCACCGACCUGCUCUUCGCGCUCGAGACCGACGUGCACGUCUGGAGGAGCCACUCCACCAAAUCGGUCAUGGACUUUGUGAACAGCAACGAGAACAUCAUCUUUGUGCACAACACCAUCCACCUGAUUUCUCAGAUGGUGGACAACAUCAUUAUUGCGUGUGGGGGGAUCCUGCCUCUGCUCUCGGCCGCCACCUCACCCUCUAGUACCAAGACGGAGCUGGAGAGCGUGGAGGUCACCCAGGGCAUGUCCGCUGAGACGGCCAACACCUUCCUCAGCCGCCUCAUGGCCAUGGUGGACGUGCUGGUGUUCGCCAGCUCGCUCAACUUCAGCGAGAUCGAGGCCGAGAAGAACAUGUCCUCGGGAGGCCUCAUGCGCCAGUGUCUCAGGCUGGUGUGUUGUGUGGCUGUGAGGAACUGUUUGGAAUGCAGACAGAGACAGAGGGACCGAGGCAGCAAAGCCUCCAUACUCAACAGCAAGUCUCAGGACAGCCUACACAGUAUAGCCUCUGCCAGCAAGGAUCCGGACCGACUCCUGCAGGACGUGGACAUCAACAGGCUGCGCGCCGUCGUCUUUCGGGACGUGGAUGACAGUAAGCAGGCCCAGUUCCUGGCCCUGGCUGUGGUGUACUUCAUCUCUGUCCUCAUGGUCUCCAAGUACCGGGACAUCCUGGAGCCCCAGAGGGAGACUGCCAGGGCUAUGAGCCAAUCGGGGAGGAGCAUACGACAGGAGAUCAACUCUCCCACCAGCACAGAUAACCCAGUGGCCUUCCCAGACUCUGGGAUGCUGAAGGAGACGCCCACCCCCGUGGAGGAGCUCCACCUCGAGGCCUCCCUCCCGCACACCGACUCGGGCAUCGGCGAGGAGCAGGUCUCCGGCGUCCUGAACGGGGCCGAGCUCGACGGGCCGCCGUCGUCCUCCAUGGGCGGCCGCACCCCGACCCCGCCGGGCGCCAUGAUGAGCGAGCUCCUGUGCACGCUCUCCUCGGAGGUCAAGCGGUCGCAGGAGAGCCUGCUGUCGGAGCCCUCGGCGUCCGGCAGCGGCCACGUCAGCCGCGUGGAGGUGCUCAAGCCGGCCUCGUCCAUCUCCAGCAUCAGCCAGUCCAAGGGCAUCAACGUCAAGGAGAUCCUCAAGAGCCUGGUGGCGGCGCCCAUGGAGGGCGCGGAGGCCGGCCCCGAGCCCCUGCCCUACCCCGACCCCGCCAUCAACCGGGAGGCCCACGCCAUGCUGCCCAUGCAGUUCCACUCCUUCGACAGGAGCGUGGUGGUGCCGGUGAAGAAGCCUCCUCCGGGCAGUCUGGCGGUCAACACGGUGGGCUCCGGCUCCAGGGAGGGCUUGGCUGCAGGGAGCACGCCCAACAUCUUCGCUGCCGCCUCGGCCACCCCGAAGAGUAUGAUCAACACCACAGGUGCGACAGAAGCAGCGGCCCCCUCCUCCACCACCAACUCCUCCACCUCGUCCAGCUUUGUGAACGGAGCCACCAGUAAGAACCUGCCGGCUGUGCAGACCGUAGCCCCGAUGCCUGAGGACACCAUGGAGAACAUGAGCAUCACCACUAAGCUGGAGCGUGCUCUGGAGAAGGUGGCCCCCCUGUUGAGGGAGAUCUUUGUGGACUUUGCUCCGUUCCUCUCGCGCACUCUGCUCGGCAGCCACGGCCAGGAGCUGCUCAUAGAAGGUCUGGUGUGUAUGAAGUCCAGUACCUCAGUGGUGGAGCUGGUCAUGCUCCUCUGCUCUCAGGAAUGGCAGAACUCCAUCCAAAAGAAUGCGGGUUUGGCUUUCAUCGAACUUAUCAACGAGGGGAGACUGCUGUGCCAUGCCAUGAAGGACCACAUUGUACGUGUGGCCAACGAAGCAGAGUUCAUCCUCAACAGGCAGAGAGCCGAGGACGUCCACAAGCACGCCGAGUUUGAGUCAAAUUGUGCCCAGUAUGCUGCUGACAGGAAGGACGAGGAGAAGAUGUGUGACCACCUGAUUGGUGCCGCCAAGCACCGCGAUCACGUCACAGCCAAUCAGCUCAAGCAGAAGAUCCUCAACAUCCUGACCAACAAGCACGGAGCCUGGGGCACCCUCGCUCAGAGUCAGCUGCAUGACUUCUGGCGUCUGGAUUACUGGGAGGAUGACCUGCGUAGGAGGCGGAGGUUCGUGCGCAAUGCCUUCGGCUCCACCCAUCUGGACAUCACUUGCAAAUCGCUGGAGGACUACGGCUCGGAGGAGGAGGAGGACGAGGGGGUGAAGGCCAAGAAGGGCUUCCGCAGCCAAGCCGUGGUGAGCCAGAGCCAAGAGACGGAGCUCAUGCUAGAGGGAGACGACGAUGCCGUCAGCCUCCUGCAGGAGAAGGAGAUCGACAACCUGGCAGGCCCUGUGGUCCUCAGCACCCCUGCUCAACUCGUUGCCCCGGUGAUAGUGGCUCGAGGGACGCUGUCCAUCACCACCACUGAGAUCUAUUUUGAAGUCGACGAGGAUGACACCGCCUUCAAACGGAUCGACUCCAAAGUGCUGGCCUACUCAGAGGGGCUGCACGGCAAAUGGAUGUUCAGCGAGAUCCGCGCCGUCUUCUCCCGCCGCUACCUGCUCCAGAACACGGCCAUGGAGGUCUUCAUGGCCAACAGAACAUCGGUCAUGUUCAACUUCCCCGACCAGGCCACCGUAAAGAAGGUUGUGUACAGUUUACCUCGUGUCGGCGUGGGAACCAGCUAUGGCCUGCCACAAGCAAGGCGGAUCUCAUUAGCCACUCCUCGGCAGCUCUUCAAGUCGUCCAAUAUGACGCAGCGUUGGCAGCGCAGGGAGAUCUCCAACUUCGAGUACCUGAUGUUCCUCAAUACCAUUGCUGGGAGGACGUACAAUGACUUAAACCAGUACCCUGUGUUCCCCUGGGUCCUCACUAACUAUGAGUCUGAGGAACUGGAUCUCACUCUUCCUGGAAACUUCAGGGAUCUGUCAAAGCCGAUUGGGGCCCUGAACCCGAAGCGGGCGGUGUUCUACGCUGACCGCUAUGAGACGUGGGAGGAGGAGCAGAUGCCGCCAUGCCACUACAACUCCCAUUACUCCACCUCUACGUCUACUCUCUACUGGCUCGUUAGGAUAGAGCCCUUCACCACGUUCUUCCUCAAUGCCAAUGGCAACAAGUUUGACCACCCAGACCGCACCUUCUCCUCAAUCGCCCGCUCAUGGAGGAACUGCCAGCGUGACACCUCUGACGUCAAGGAACUGAUCCCAGAGUUCUACUACCUCCCGGAGAUGUUUGUGAACAGUAACGGCUACCACCUGGGUGAGCGGCAGGACGGGGCGGCCGUGUGUGACGUGGAGCUGCCCCCCUGGGCCAAGAAGCCCGAGGACUUCGUCCGCAUCAGCCGGAUGGCGCUGGAGAGCGAGUUUGUGUCGUGUCAGCUGCACCAGUGGAUUGACCUUAUUUUCGGCUACAAGCAGCGGGGCCCGGAGGCGGUGCGCGCCCUCAACGUCUUUCACUACGUGACCUACGAGGGCUCCGUCAACCUGGACAGCAUCGCCGACCCCCUGCUCCGAGAGGCGAUGGAGGCUCAGAUCCAGGGUUUUGGACAGACACCAUCUCAGUUGCUUAUUGAGCCACAUCCUCCUCGCAGCUCCGCCAUGCACCUGUGUUUCCUUCCCCAGAGUCCGCUGAUGUUUAAGGACCAGAUGCAGCAGGACGUCAUCAUGGUGCUCAAGUUCCCGUCCAACUCGCCCGUCACGCACGUGGCCGCCAACACGCUGCCGCACCUCGCCAUCCCCGCCGCCGUCACCGUCACCUGCAGCCGCCUGUUCGCCGUCAACCGCUGGCACAACACCGUGGGUCUUCGAGGAGCACCUGGCUACUCCCUUGAGCAAGCCCAUCAUCUCCCCAUAGAGAUGGACUCUCUGAUCGCCAACAACUCGGGAGUGAACAAAAGGCAGAUCACUGACCUGGUGGACCAGAGCAUUCAGAUCAACUCCCACUGUUUUGUGGUGACCGCCGACAACCGCUACAUCCUGGUGUGCGGAUUCUGGGACAAGAGCUUCCGGGUCUACUCGUCUGAGACAGGCAAGCUCACCCAGAUCGUGUUCGGCCACUGGGACGUGGUGACGUGUGACUACCCGGCUCCCCGGGCAGUUCUGACGGGUCACGACCACGAGGUGGUGUGUGUGUCUGUGUGUGCUGAACUGGGCCUCGUCAUCAGCGGAGCCAGGGAGGGUCCGUGCCUGGUGCACACCAUCACUGGGGACCUGCUGCGGGCGCUGGAGGGGACGGAGCUCUGCGCUCUGCCGCGCCUCAUCUCCGUGUCCAGCGAGGGCCACUGCAUCAUCUACUACGAGCGCGGACGCUUCUGCAACUUCAGCAUCAACGGCAAACUGCUGGCCCAGAUGGACCUCAACGACUCCACGCGGGCCAUCCUCCUGAGCAGUGACGGCCAGAACCUGGUGACGGGUGGAGACAACGGCGUGGUGGAGGUGUGGCAGGCCUGCGACUUCAAGCAGCUCUACAUCUACCCCGGCUGCGACGCCGGCAUCCGCGCCAUGGACCUGUCGCACGACCAGAGGACUUUAAUCACUGGCAUGGCGUCUGGUAGCAUCGUGGCGUUCAACAUCGACUUCAACCGCUGGCACUACGAGCACCAGAACCGCUACUGAGAGAUGAGGAGAGGGACUGCCCAGGACAGGAGGGGG
Molecule: messenger RNA, 8775 nt
Organism: Sardina pilchardus (European sardine)
Lineage: Eukaryota; Metazoa; Chordata; Actinopteri; Clupeiformes; Clupeidae
Product: neurobeachin-like
Exons: 58
Coding region: 1-8739 (2912 amino acids)
Biological process (GO): intracellular protein localization
Cellular component (GO): membrane; cytosol
Molecular function (GO): protein kinase binding
Source: RefSeq, a predicted model, not a curated record